Messenger RNA from Phyllostomus hastatus (greater spear-nosed bat), 5548 nucleotides. RefSeq names its product inhibitor of nuclear factor kappa B kinase regulatory subunit gamma (gene IKBKG). The transcript has 10 exons. Gene Ontology annotation, molecular function: K63-linked polyubiquitin modification-dependent protein binding. The record is from RefSeq and is a predicted model, not a curated record. Bases 332 to 1582 code for a protein of 416 amino acids. NCBI's taxonomy places the organism in Eukaryota, Metazoa, Chordata, Mammalia, Chiroptera, Phyllostomidae. Gene Ontology annotation, cellular component: IkappaB kinase complex; cytoplasm; nucleus. Gene Ontology annotation, biological process: positive regulation of canonical NF-kappaB signal transduction.
UUGACACCAGGAAAAGUAGCGGGUGGUGGAUAUCACUGGGGAGCGUCCUGUGGGCAGGCCGAUGCUUACGGGCUCGGGCUUCUUUCUAAAACAACCACCUUCACACUUCUUGCUGGAUUUCUGGGUUAGGGCGGGGCUUGUGUGUUUUACCUCCGGGUCCCGCAGUACGACACCGGAAGCCGGAAGUUGGAAUUUUAGCCACGGGAGAAGGGCAGAGCUACUACGGAAUCGGGACUUUCUUGGAGUGACGGCGCCCGAGGAUCGCUCGGGGCCCGCUGCUCCGGCCCAUCUCACGUCGGACGGAUUCUGCUGACAGACCUUGACUUGUUGGAUGAUCAGGCCCCCCUGGAAGAGCCAGCUCUGUGAGAUGGUGCAGCCCAGCAGUGGCCCGGCCGGGGACCAGGACGUGCUGGGUGAAGAAUCUUCUCUGGGGAAGUCGGCCAUGCUCCACCUGCCUUCAGAGCAGGGUGCUCCCGAGACCUUCCAGCACUAUCUGGAAGAGAAUCAAGAGCUCCGAGAUGCCAUCCGGCAGAGUAACCAGAUGCUGAGAGAAUGCUGUGAGGAGCUGCAGCGUUUUCAAGGCAGCCAGAGGGAGGAGAAGGAGUUCCUCAUACAGAAAUUCCAGGAGGCCAGGAAACUGGUGGAGAGACUGAAUCUGGAGAAGCUUGACCUGAAGAGGCAGAGGGAGCAGGCCCUGCAGGAGGUGGAGCACCUAAAGAGAUGCCAACAGAUGGCCGAGGACAAGGCCUCGGUGAAAGCCCAGGUGACAUCCUUGCUGGGGGAGCUCCAGGAGAGCCAGAGUCGCUUGGAGGCUGCCACCAAGGAUCGGCAGGCUCUGGAGGGCAGGGCCCGGGCAGCCAGCGAGCAGGCCCGGCAGCUGGAGAGCGAGCGGGAGGCACUGCAGCAGCAGCACAGCGUGCAGGUGGAUCAGCUGCGCAUGCAGAACCAGAGUAUGGAGGCUGCCCUGCGCAUGGAGCGCCAGGCUGCCUCAGAGGAGAAGCGGAAGCUGGCCCAGCUACAGGUAGCCUAUCACCAGCUCUUCCAAGACUAUGACAACCACAUCAAGAACAGCAUGGUGAACAGUGAACGCAACCGAGGAAUGCAGCUGGAAGAUCUCAGGCAGCAGCUCCAGCAGGCCGAGGAGGCCCUGGUGGCAAAACAGGAAGUGAUUGACAAGCUGAAAGAAGAGGCUGAGCAGCACAAGAUUGUGAUGGAGACCGUUCCGGUGCUGAAGGCCCAGGCGGAUAUCUACAAGGCGGAUUUCCAGGCUGAGAGGCAGGCGCGGGAGAAGCUGGCUGAGAAGAAGGAGCUCCUGCAGGAGCAGCUGGAGCAGCUACAGCGGGAGUAUAGCAGGUUGAAGGCCAGCUGUCAGGAGUCUGCCAGGAUUGAAGAUAUGAGGAAGCGGCACGUAGAGGUCUCCCAGCCCCCCUUGGCCCCUGCCCCAGCUCACCAGUCCUUUCCCUUGCCCCCCCCGAGGAGAAGCCCCCCAGAGGAUCCACCUGACUUCUGUUGUCCCAAGUGCCAGUAUCAGGCUCCUGAUAUCGACACCCUGCAGAUACAUGUCAUGGAGUGCAUUCAGUAGGGCCGCCCACCGAUGACCAGCCCAGGACAGUGCAGUUUGUGCUUUCUUCUCCUGCCUGCCUAGUCCUGACUUACAGGUUAGGUGACAGACGGCGGGCCACUUCUUUGAGCCCCAAGAGCUAGCUGCAGGGAGUUCUGCUUCACCUCCCCCAUCUGCUGGUUGGUCUCUUCUUAGGGUACACAGCAUCCCAGCUAGGCCCGAUAUGCUGCUCUUUCUGUUCGUUCUGUCUGCUUGAACCACUUGCCUCCAGGGCUCCCUCUUCUUCCACCUCAACUGGGGAAGUCAAGAAUCAAGGCUGGGGCUCUCAGAACUGCUUCACAGCUUGAGAUGGCAGGGGGCCCUCCUUUUGGCCCAGGCCCAGCACAUGGUGGUGCCGGUGCACUCGAGGGCUGUGUGCUCUUCCGCUGGGAGGCUGCACCAUGGCGUUUGGGUUGUCAGUCAUUUUAUUGCCAUAAAAAACACCGCAGUGAAAACCCAUGUGCAUCAAUCAUGUGUGUCUUUGGGUUGGAUUCUUAGAAGCAAGCGGCCACACUGAGCAUCUGCGAAUGGGGUCAGUGGUGCUGGUGCCCCCCAGUGUGGUUUCCUGCUCUCCCUUCAUUCCCCAUAGCCUUGCCCCAGUGAGGGGUAUCAAGCUGUGGGCUUUUGUCAUCCACCAGGUGUAUAGUUCUCUAUUAAGAGUGAGCUUGAGCAUCUUUCAGAGCUUCAGGGUUCUUUUUCAAUUCUGGCAUGAAUGGCUUGUUUGUGUUUUUUGCCCAUUUUGUUAUUAGGCCGUUAGCAUUUGUUCCCUGGUUUGUAGGAGCUCUUUGGUCAUUAAUGGGAUCAGCUUUUCUGUGUGAUGGAAGCUGCGAUGACCUUUCCCUACUGUGACUUUGCACUAGCAUGUUUUGAAGUUUGUCAUCUUUGUGUAGUCACGUUUAUCCGCCUUUACUCCACUGCUUUGGGUUUGGAGUUGCAGCCACCUCUUGGUCUGAUGGGGGAUGCUCUUCACAAGUACACUUUACCUUUCCUUUUCCCAGCACUGAAGCAUGCUGUUGUUCUCCCUGAGAGCAUUGCCCUCUGGCCUGAGUGGCAGUGGCCACGUUUCAUCACAUUCUAGAAGUUUGGGACUCUGUUCCUUGCAUCAGUCCUAUACGCCCUGGCUUUGCAAAUGAAAGCCACUUGGCAAUCACUGGCAGAUUACAAAUACCAGAGGACUCUUGCUUGUUGUUUUGUAAGAUUCUGAAUAUUUCCUAGGAUGUCAAAGCCAUAGGCAUUUACCCUGUAACACUGUAAAAAAAAAAAAAAGGACAGUGGAAAUGGAGGAAGAAUACAUAUCAUUUACUCCUUGGUGCCCUGGCCCUCGAUCCUGCCUUCCUGCAAGCUCCCCUGUGUAGGAAUGGGAUGUUGCUAAUCCAUCCCUGAGCCUUCUCACAGGGUUGUCUGCUGUUUGGCAGUGAGAGGGCUGACUAGAAGUAGGACUUAAGUCUCAUGCUGGAAGAUGGCCAGCGGCUCCUUCUGAAAACAAGCCUGGACUAGGAGGUUUCUUGGUCUCUCCGGGGCUGGGACUGACUCCCGUUUCCUGAAGCCCAGGUGUCUAAAUGCAGAUUGUGCUUUGGGAAAAAAUUAAAGAUGCAGCCUGGUUCUCCACCCAUGGGUGCUACAUUUCAAUCCUAAUACCUCAGUUUUCUCAAGAGCACUUUUAGGUUUUUGAGGAUGUAUUAGUUUCCCAUGGCUGCUGUGAAAAAUGACCACAAACUCAGUGGCUUAAAACACCAGGAAUUCAUUUUUUACCAGUUUUGGAGGCCAGAAGUCUGAAAUCCAGUUGUGGGCGGGGUUGGUUGCUUCUGAAGAAUCAGUUCCAGGCUACCCUGCCAGCUUCUGGUGGCAGCCCUUGGUGUUCUUUGGCUGGUAGAUGUGUCACUGCACUCUCUGCCUCCAUGGUUACAUGGCCUCUUCUCCUAGGCUGACCAUGUCUUCUCUUCUGUCUCUUACGAGGACACAAGUCAUUGGAUUUAGGACUCACCUCUGCCAUCAGGGAGGAUCUCACCUCAAGAUCCUUACCUUCAUUAUAUCCACAAAUAAGUUUGUGGAUAUAUCCAUAAAUUUGUUUUUCCAGAUAAGGUCACAUUUACAAGUUCUGGGAGUCAGGAUGUGUGCAUACUUUAGGGGGUCACCAUUCAACCCAGUAUGGGGCAUCUUUUGGAGUCCACAGAUUAGGACAAGUGCAGUUGCAGGCAGGUGUCUUUAGGACCCGCAGCUGUGUUAGACGGCACGUUCCCCAGGCUGAUGGUGGCCACUGAGCUGCAAAAGCACAUGGUGCUUUAUGGCAAGGAAAGCUGGAGUUUGGUGCAGGGCAGGCCCUUGUAGGCGUGGGGACUGUUGUUUCUUAGGACAUCUCGUCUCCAGCUGGUCACUGCUACUGGAGCCAGCGGAUGUGGGCGGAGAAGGGGGUAAGCUGCAAUGUGAUGGAGCUGUUAAACCACCUGUGCCCUGAGUAGCGGCUGCUGGCUGGCUCUCGGGGUGGGCUUCAUGCUUCUAACAGGGUGAACAAAGGCACAUAGGAGCCCUUCUCUUACCAGCUCCCUCUUCUGGAAGGUGGUUGAAAGAAAGAAGAUGAGAUACAGGAACAGUGAGACAGGUGAACAUUCUCUUCCUGGGAACUUUCCUCAGGUUCUGACGGGGUGGUACCCGUAUGGGCCACACAGCUGCAGUAGCAGCUGAGAAUCUUACAGUUUCCCUCCUAGUCCCUGGACCACCUGAGUCGGGCCCACACAUGGCACUGGGCAGUGGCUGGGAGAUGCUGCUCUUUGGAACCUUGUCUUUUGUCUCUUUCCUUCUGUUGGGCCAACUCUAUACUCCACACCAGACAUUUUUAAGAAGAUUUGAUUUAUUUAUUUUUAAAGAGAGGGAGAGAAACAUCAAUGUGUGAGAGAAACAUCAAUCAGUUGCCUUCUACACACCCUCCAACUGGGAUCGGACCAGCAACCGAGGCGUACCCCCUGACUGGGAACCAAACGGCCUUUCACUUAGCUGCAUGACACUCAAUCAACCAAGCCACACCAGUCAGGGCUCCAUACCAAAGAUUUUAAACCAGGCUAUUUGCCCAGAAAAGAGGGAUUCUACUUCCUUUCUGACUUGACUUAGGUUGGGUUUCUGGAACAAGUGGUGGGAUGCUUCCUGUGAGGCAAGUAGCCUGCCUGAGUUAUUAGCCAUGGCCGUAUGAUUUUCCAGGCUGAGUCUAGGGGGUAGAAAUGCACAGCUGAAAGCACAUCCUGCUGGAACCUGUGUUGUUCCCUGUUGUUCACACACGCCGUCUGUGUUACCAGCUGCUUGAUGCUCGAGAGAAAUCCAGGUGGCCAGUAAAAUAAGCACAAUAAAAAGCACUUCUCUUGAGCUAGUAACUAAAACAACACAGACUCCAACUAAAACAAAAAGCAAUUUUAAAGUGCAGCAAAUAAAGACUUCUGGUGCUCCGCUGGCAAGGUGCAGGGGACAGGCCUGUGAUGCUAUACCUCCUAUGUGGCAGGAUGGAACAAGCACUCAGGAAGUGUCCUUAACCUGUUUAACUGUAAGAGUCAGGUACACACAGUGACUUUGGCACUGUAGAGGAGCUCAUUGAACCAUCAUUUGUAGCCACCAAAAACCACAGAAAAAAAACAAGCUGUAUGUCAACCACAUGCACCUGCACAGCCAGUGUUGUGAGCAUCUUGUGAUAAUGGAACACAAUAUGUAGCAUGUUGGUGUGAAAAAACCAAUAGACAAAGUUAUGUAUAAGGUGUGACCCCAAUAAAAAAGUACAGGCUGCAGAGGCACACCCUGCUACCAUGUGGGUGGGAAAAUGGUACUGUCAUUGAACUUUCCAAAAGAAAAAAGGCCCUUUCUCUUAUGCAUACAAAUCAGUAUUUAUGUAUGAAAUUAUAUGAUGCUUCAUUAAGUAAGCUAUGGCAGCACUCAUAAUUUUUCUACAUAAAAGUUUGUAUAACAUUA